AUGACGAUGAAUAUAAUAUUCCACUGUUCCACACACGAUGAUGAUAAUAAUAAUUUAACAAGCCACCUUGAGCCGAAAAUUACAACAAUUGCUGCAUGUAAGGCAGAAAGAGUCAAUUUACAUGAAGAUGAAGCAUACAGUCGUUUAUCAUCAAUUGAUAUAUUAAUUUUUGGUCGCUCUGGAGUAGGUAAAUCUUGUCUAUUAAAAGCUAUAACAAACCAUGCUAAUUUUUCGGACGUCAGUACAACUAGAUCAUAUGGUGACGGUAGAAUGAAUAGUCAUAUUGUUAGUCUUAUCUUAAAAUUAAGUCUUACGUAUGAUUUAACAGGAAUCAAGACACCAAUUGCAUAUUUUAUUACUAAUAUCUAUAAUUACAGUAAUGAACAACCACAAGCUCAAAUUGAUGGUGAACUCAGUAUAAUGAGAGACGUUUAUCUGAAUAAUUCAACACAGAAAACUAAAUAUUAUUAUGAGAUGUAUUGA
This is a messenger RNA of Didymodactylos carnosus, 483 nucleotides long. NCBI's taxonomy places the organism in Eukaryota, Metazoa, Rotifera, Eurotatoria, Philodinida, Philodinidae. The record is from the annotation of a GenBank genome assembly.